AUGCAAAUGUCUCUUCAUCAGUCCAUAACAGAUCUCCAGGCGCUUCUCAAAAAAGGAUCGACGGAUAUAUCAGCUUCAAUUUCAUAUCGCCGCUGCUUCUACUGGCUUUGGCUAUUCGUCAAGUCCCGCCACCACUCCGUCCUCACCAGGACCCCACCAGCCGUGCGAAAUGAUUCCACCAUCAAGUCUACGCUGGAGCUCCUACUACGCCUAGAACCGCAGCCACCGGUGUGGAGGGUGCUGGCCGAAACAGCUCUACAUCGGCUGUGGGACGAAGCUGCUCGCUCCGAUACGUGCCUGGCCGAAUGGUGGUGUGCGCCGCCAACCACUAUGGAUGUUACAGCCGUGCUGAAGCUCCUGCAAAACAUCGAAGACAUGCUCGAGGAAUGGAGCUCAACCUGGCUGCCGCCUAAUGACAUGAGCGCUCCUGAUUUCCCCGGCUCCGACCUUCUCAACCCAUCUAUUUUUGCCAAUUCCAUCACCGCCUUCAUGGGUGUUUUAACACGCUUCAGCAUGGUUUCGUUUGCUGCGCCCAUUGUUUCGCACCAGCUAGUUCUCAAGACUGGCCUCACUACAUUAUCACCCCCCCUCCACACCUACCAGAGGCAUCCGCUUUUCUGGAUUGCGUGUUGCGGUCAGCCGAUGCAGCAAGUAAAUGCUGCGACAUUAUACUUAACAUCAAACCCACAGAUAGAGACAUUUUGCGAUAUACACCCGACUACGGUUUUACCAUGA
This is a messenger RNA of Penicillium daleae, 735 nucleotides long. RefSeq lists its product as uncharacterized. The coding region runs from base 1 to 735 and encodes 244 amino acids. The record is from RefSeq and is a predicted model, not a curated record. The transcript has a single exon. NCBI's taxonomy places the organism in Eukaryota, Fungi, Ascomycota, Eurotiomycetes, Eurotiales, Aspergillaceae.